Molecule: messenger RNA, 489 nt
Organism: Malassezia pachydermatis
Lineage: Eukaryota; Fungi; Basidiomycota; Malasseziomycetes; Malasseziales; Malasseziaceae
Product: rpb4-16 kd subunit of dna-directed rna polymerase ii
Exons: 4
Coding region: 1-489 (162 amino acids)
Biological process (GO): mRNA export from nucleus in response to heat stress; nuclear-transcribed mRNA catabolic process, deadenylation-dependent decay; positive regulation of translational initiation
Cellular component (GO): P-body; RNA polymerase II, core complex
Molecular function (GO): translation initiation factor binding; nucleotide binding
Source: RefSeq, a predicted model, not a curated record
AUGGCCGUGCCUGCAUUCCAACGACUGCACCGCGGCUACUCUGAAGUCGAGGACGCGAGCGUAGGCAAAUUGGGCCCUGAAUUUCAGGAUGCCGGUUGUCUGCUAAUCUCCGAAGUGCAUUUGUUCUUUUCGCGUCCAGGCGAAGUGUCUGAUCGUGAGACGGGUCAGUCUGCGUGCGUAUAUCAUGCUCCUAACGAAAGUGUCACGCAAAAAACCAAGGAAUAUGCGGAAGAGUUUAGCCGCUUCAAGGAUCAGUCGACCAUCCGUGAAGUUCGCGCUCUCCUUAUCAAGCAUGCUGCGCAGCCAGAUAUGGAGGACCAUGAAGAAAAAGGAUUGCAACUGUCCCAGUUCGAGAUGGCGCAGCUGGCAAAUCUCUCGAUCACAGACGUAGAUGAGGCCCGCACAUUGAUUCCCACUCUCGCUAGCAAGGAUGAUACACAGCUCGAGUCUCUUCUACAUGAGUUGGCUGCUAUCCAGAAGUUCGCGUGA